Molecule: messenger RNA, 1113 nt
Organism: Puma concolor (puma)
Lineage: Eukaryota; Metazoa; Chordata; Mammalia; Carnivora; Felidae
Source: RefSeq, a predicted model, not a curated record
AUGAGCACCACAAGAGAGGCUACACCCGAUGGAGGAUGGUCAGUGGCAGGAAGCUGGCCUCAAGAGGCAGGCCCCCAGGGCCGCAGGGCCUCUGCCGUUGUGCUGCUGCUGCUGCUGGUGCUGCUGCUGCUGAGGCCCGCUGGCCGCCUGGCGGACCAGACUGCCGGGACACCCUCCAAGCUCACCCGCCGGCAUUCUUACGCCCCUGUGCACCACCACCUGCCCCUUACAGCCCCCAUUUCUAAAGAAGGCAUCAGCUUAUUUCCCACCUGCGGCUCCUCCUUCGAGGAAGACCCCACCCUCAGGGACCCAGAGGCCAUGGCUCGACGGUGGCCGUGGAUGGUCAGUGUGCGGGCCAAUGGCACACAUAUCUGUGCAGGCACCCUCAUUGCCUCCCAGUGGGUGCUGACCGUGGCCCACUGCCUGAUCCGGAAUGAUUUUAUCUAUUCAGUGCGGGCAGGGAGCCCAAGGAUUGACCAGAUAUCUCAGACUACCGCCGACGUUCCGGCACUCCAGGUCAUCGUGAACGAGAGGUACCGGUCUCAUCGGUACUGGUCCUGGGUGGGCCAGGCCAACAACAUUGCCCUUGUCAAGCUUGCAUGGGCACUCAAGUACAACACGUACGUCUGGCCCAUCUGCCUGCCUAACUUGGACUUCCAGGUGAAGGAUCACUCUGUCUGCACUGUGACAGGCUGGGGACUCCCCAGGGUUGAUGGCAUGUGGCCCCAGUUCCGGACCAUUCAGGAGAAGGAGGUCACCAUCCUGAGCAACAAAAAAUGCAACCAGUUCUACCACAAGUUUUCCAAAGUCCCCUCUAUGGUCCAGAUCGUGGACUCCCAGAUGGUUUGUGCCGAGGACUCCGACAGGGAACACUUCUGCUAUGAGAUAAGCGGUGAGCCCCUGGUCUGUCCUGUGGACACCACGUGGUACCUGGUGGGACUGGUGAGCUGGGGCCCAGGUUGCGAAAAGAGCAAGGCCCCGCCCAUCUACCUACAGGUCACCUCCUACCGUCACUGGAUCUGGGAACGCGUCAAUGGGCAGGCCCUGCCAGCCCCGUCCAGGGCCCUGCUCCUGGUGCUAGCGCUGCCCCUCAGCCUCCUCGUUGCCCUCUGA